Messenger RNA from Astyanax mexicanus (Mexican tetra), 1691 nucleotides. RefSeq lists its product as uncharacterized. Lineage: Eukaryota; Metazoa; Chordata; Actinopteri; Characiformes; Acestrorhamphidae. The record is from RefSeq and is a predicted model, not a curated record. The coding region runs from base 113 to 1204 and encodes 363 amino acids. Gene Ontology annotation, molecular function: zinc ion binding. The transcript has 3 exons.
CUAAUGUUAGUCUUUGCUUUUUCAGGAAGCAGACUUUGAAGAGAGGUCAAACCAAGUAGUAGACAGCAUUGAUGAACUCUCAGGCACAACAACUAUCUCAAACUAUUUAAAAAUGCAGUGGUUUCAACAUUCCAAGAUGUGGGCCAACUUUGGAAGAAGAGUAUUCCACCAAAAUAGUGAAACCAAUAACUUGGCUGAGAGAUUCUUUUUCAGCAUGAAAUACCAAUUUCUUCAAGGGUAUGCAAACAGACGUGUAGAUGACUUGCUUCAUCUUUUGAGUGAGAAGGUGGUGACAUAUUACAGCUACCUGGAAGAACUCUACAAAGCGGGCCGGAUAACUGAGUUGAAGAAACCAGACAUGGGUGAACUUGUGUCUAGGAUGAAAUACAAAGGCUUGCAUGACAAAGUUGUUUUUCAGGCUGCUGGCCAAAUAUUAGUACCUUCAGAAACCAGUGAGGGAAAGUGUUAUUUUGUUGAUCUCAUCACAAUGCUCUGUGAAUGUGAUUGGGCUGAAAGGGGAAACCUAUGCAAGCACAUUGCCUUGGCAAAGCACGUUUGUGAAGAAAGAGAUGUGGACAUAGAUGAGUGCAGAAGGGAAUUGGCUUGCUGUCUGUCAGAACAAGGCAGUUAUGAGUGGGAUGGAAAUGACUUAAUUGUACAUCACAGGCAAAGUUUUGGAGUUGUAAACUUGCAAACAAAGCACUGCACAUGUCUUGCUAGUAGCUUAAAAGAAAUAUGUGUGUGCCUUAGAGUUUCAGAGAUCCUAGUCCUGCGGGAUGGUCCAGAAGAGAACAUUCAGUCAUUUGAAGGUGUUUCAAACCAUGUAAAAGAGCAUGUAACCCCAUGCAAGACUGUAAAAGAAAUGAUAGGGGCAUUGUACAACUGGUCUGAGAGCACAGAGUUCUGUGAAAGUCCAGAAUUACUGUCUGCAGUUAACAGAGUUUAUCAGCUUGCUUUUGGACAGUACAGUAGCAACACAAGGAAAAGAAAGAUUCAAAAGCUUCACAAGUACAGACUAAGAGUCAAUGAAGCAAAGAAAACAAUACAGAACAUGCACUCGUACACGCUGAAAAACAGCUUAAAUCGUGCAAUGCGCUCACAUAGGCCUGACUCACACUUUAAAAUUACUGCAUUUAAAAAAAGAGUCAGAGAUGGUAAGCACCGUAUACACUUCCGUGAUACUAAUAAAGCCAUGCAAAAAUAAAGUUGCAAUUGUGGCCAGUAUGACUUUUCUGUAUUUUGUACUGGGGCUGUCUCCAGUGAUUACUACAAUAACAAUUAUAAUAUAUAUUAUAAUUGUAAAAAGACAAAAUCUUUGAAUGUUAACUGCCAUUUCUGUCCAUAUCUCGUUUCUCCAAAAGCAUUCUCAACAGCAGAUAGUUCCAUUAAAUAAAAGAAAAACCCAGAUGCAGUGUUUCAAAUUUUAUUAACUUUAUUAACAUAAAUUUUUCUUCUUAAACAAUAAAAUGCAAUCACAGUUUCUGUAGUUAUUUAAGAAAAAAAAUGCAGAAAAGAAAAUGUAUUUGUGUUAGGAUUGUUACAAUAAUACCUGGAAUAAUGUACAGUAUAUGAAAUAUAAUAAACAUGUUCACAAACAUAUACAUGAACCUUUUUUUAUGUUAGGAAAAUAAAUGUACAUUGACAAGUCAACUUGACAUAAUAAAAAAACUAUAUACAUGUAAACAGUUUUA